This is a messenger RNA of Chelmon rostratus (copperband butterflyfish), 6500 nucleotides long. RefSeq names its product obscurin like cytoskeletal adaptor 1a (gene obsl1a). NCBI's taxonomy places the organism in Eukaryota, Metazoa, Chordata, Actinopteri, Chaetodontiformes, Chaetodontidae. The record is from RefSeq and is a predicted model, not a curated record. Gene Ontology annotation, molecular function: protein binding. The transcript is spliced from 24 exons. Bases 209 to 6232 code for a protein of 2007 amino acids.
AGAAUCUUUUCGAUAAAGGCCUGAGUUCAUAUGAUUUAACUGAUGCCAUCUCAAACAUUUUGAGGAAAUAAUUACGUAACAGUGACGGAAUGCUUUGAAGAGUGACUCACUGGAGCGCUCCUUCACCAAAGAUAAAAGGCUCUAAUCUAGGUGAUCCUACAACAGAAGACAUUUUUUUCAUUCAAACCUGAGAGAGGGUGAUAUCAUAAUGGAUAUUUUUGGAGGGGCUCCCCGUGUUUUGGGCUACCCACGCCCUGUGGUGGCACAGUGUGGUACAGAUGCCACACUGAGGUGCCAAAUCGAUGGGGACCCUCGUCCUGAUGUCAUCUGGGAGCGUAAAAAUGUCCAGAUCUUGUCUGAAGGACACUACAAGCUCUCUGAGGAGGGAAAAGCUUACCUGCUGACCAUUACUGGAGUGACCCCGCAGGAUGCUGGCCAGUAUAUUUGCAAGGCCAAAAAUAGCAUAGGUGAAACCUAUGCAGCAGCCUCCCUCAAAGUGGAAGGAGAGGCCCAGCCACAGGAAGUGCAAAAUGGCGAAUGCAGGAAAGAAAAUGGAGAGGGGCCAAAUGGAGAGCUCAAGUGGAAUGGCAGGAAUAGUGAAAAACAAGAACAGGUUGAUUUAACGUCUGAUGAUGAACCUCGAUUCCUCAUCAAGCCACUCUCUCUACGCGUGGAUCGGGGAGAAGAUGCUGCAUUUUCCUGCAAAAUCUGGGGCACUCCUCUACCCGAGGUGACAUGGGAGAAAGACGGGAAGAAGCUUAACGACAUCUUCGAGAGUGCACACUUCAGUGUGAGCAAUCAAGAUGGCGGCUGGUUCCAGCUCAAGAUCUACAGGACGCGCAUGCCAGACAAAGGUGUCUACACCUGCAGGGCCACCAACAGCCAUGGUGAGGCCUUGGCAGGUGCAGUCCUUCUUGUUGAGCCUGUACCAGAGCGAGAGGAGAGUAAAAUGUCCUCAAAUGGUCAGACUAACAGCCAGUGGUCACCGAAGCACAGGGGCAGGAGGCUCAGUUUGUCGAGGGUUACAGAGGACGUUGCUGUCAACGCUUCAAAAGCCAAGAAGUUUGCAGUGGCAGAGGGGAAACACGCCAAGUUUCGCUGCUUUGUGACAGGGAAGCCCAAGCCAGAGAUCAUCUGGAAAAAAGAUGGGGUUCCCCUAGAGCCAGGGAGGCGCCAUCUGAUAUUUGAGGACAGAGAGGGUUACUACACACUGAAGGUUCUGUACUGUAAAGUGCAGGAUACAGGACUGUAUGUGUGUGCAGCAUCAAAUGCUCUUGGAAACACCCUCAGCGCUGUUCACCUGUCUGUCAAAGGCCCAGCUGUGCGGUUUAAGCGGCCAUUAAAAGACCUAGAGGUGAGGGAGAGGGAUGUUGCCGUGCUGGAAUGCGAGGUACCCGACGAGUCGAUCCCGUCUGCCUGGUACCUGGAGGACCAGCGGCUGAUGCCCAGCAGUAAAUAUGGGAUGGAGCAGAAAGGAACCAAACGAAGACUGACCAUCCAUGAUGUUGGGACAGACGACGAUGGAGUGUAUCUCUGUGAGAUGCCAGAUGGAGCAAAGAGCAUUGCGGAGCUAUCAGUUAAAGGUACUAUUGUUCGUAAACUCCCCCGGAAGCUGGAGGUCUUGGAGGGUGAGAACGCUGUGUUCUGCGUGGAGGUGGAGAGCGAUGACAUGGAGAUCCACUGGUUCAAAGACGGGUUUAAGCUACAUGAAACUCACCAGACGAUCCUGAAGUCUUUUGGCAAAACUCACAUUCUGGUCUUUGUCAACGUGGCCUAUCAAGACUCUGGGGUAGUGACGUUUGUCGCAGGAAGAUCCAAGACCUCAUCACGUCUCAAGGUCAAAGCUACAAGACACUGCCCUCCUAUCUGCCCUGUGGGAGUCAAAAUGGACAUGGAUCGACCCAACAGCGUCCUGCUCACCUGGGUUCCUGCCCCCAAUAGCCAGACCUCCACCCGAUCCGUCUUUGUUGUGGAGAGACAGGAAGUGGGCUCCCAAGAGUGGCAGAAGUGCUUCACCUCAGAGACCGCCAGUUCGGCUGAGGUUGCUGGAGACAGCGUGCAGUACGAAGGCGAUUACCGGUUUCGUGUCUGUUGCAUAAACAAGUAUGGGCGAAGCGGCCAUGUGGAGUUUCCCAAAGCUGUCCAUCUGGUUCCUGGACCAAAGAUUUGCAGUUGCCUUAAAGGUUGUGAAGUUGUGGAAGGAGAAGACGCCCACUUCUCCAUCGAAUUGUCUGCCACAAUGGUUGGAACCUGGUUUCUGAAUAGCGCUCAACUGCAGCAUGGUGGACGGUAUUCUAUACAACAGUCCCAAACAAAGCACUCAUUGGUUAUCCAUGAAACUCACACUACGGAGGACACAGCGGAGGUCACUUUCAUAGCCAAUGGAGUCCGGGAUUCAGCUGUGCUCAAGGUUAAACCUGCUGUGGUAAAAUUCAGUCCUCUGUCAGACUUAGACAGCAAUAAGAGGGUGGACAUUGGUGAUGCCAUUGUACUCUACUGUGAAGUCUCCCAUCCCUUCGCAAAAGUAUCCUGGUUCAAAGAUGGCAAGGAGCUCCAAGUGGCCGAUAGCCUAAACAUCCAAUCAGAUGGGAACAUGAGGAGGAUUGUGAUUCAAUCAGCUGAUGCAUCUCACGCUGGAGUUUAUUCAUGUGAAACUUUAGGAGAUGUCAUCAAAUUCAAUGUGGACAUUGCAGGUCCUCCUGUGGAGUUCAGUCCGGUUCCGGAGGAGGAGCUUCAUAAGAGCAGCAUGGAGCUGGACCCCGUUGUGCUGCUCUGCCAUGUCUCCAGAGACGAUGCUGAAGUUGUGUGGUAUAAGGACGACUGUCAAAUCCAGCCCAGUGAGAACAUCACUCUGCAGGCAGAGGGAACCAUGAGGAGGCUAAUCAUCCGCUCUGCAGAAACCUCAGAUGCUGGCAGCUACAUCUGUCAGGCAGGAAACAACAGCAUGAAGUUCACUGUUGAUGUCAGAGAGCCUCCAGUGAUGAUUGUGGAACCUAAGGAGGAUAUUGUGAUGGAGAGCUAUAUCUCAGAGGAGAUUCACCUGCAGUGCGAGUUGUCUCGUUCCACUGGGAAGGUGCGGUGGUUCAAGGAUGGCCAAGUGGUAGAGGAAAGCGACAAUGUCCAACUGAUAACUGAGGGUCCUUACAGGAGGCUGACCGUCCUCAACAGCUCAGUGGAGGAUGGCGGAGAAUAUGUGUGCGAAACAGACGGAGACUCUGUCUUUUUCCAGCUCACUGUCAAGGAGCCAGCAGUAAGAAUCAUUUCCCCCAGUGAAUCAGAACUGGAACUGACUUAUUUGGCUUCUGAGAGGAUGGAGCUCAGCUGUGAGAUCUCCCAGGCAGACGCCCCUGUCCGCUGGUACAGAGACAACUUGGAAGUUGAGGAGGGUCCAAACUUGAUCCUGGAGGUGGAUGGGGCCCAACGCCGGCUGGUUAUACCCAUAACCACUGUGGACGAUACAGGGGAGUAUGUAUGUGACACUGAAGAUGACUCUGUGGCUUUCCUUGUGACUGUUACAGAGCCACCAGUGACGCUUACUCGUCCCCAAAACAUGCCUGACAAACUGGAGAGUUUUGCUGGCAAACCAAUCGUGUUGGAGAUCGAGGUGUCCCGGCCAAGCGCUGAAGUCAGGUGGUGGCUAAAUGGCAGAGAAAUAGAGGAGAGCAGUAAUGUCACCCUCACAGAGGAUGGGCUCCUCCAUCGUCUGACCAUCCACUCUCCCACCCCAGAGGAUUCUGGGAAAUACACCUGUGAUGCUGUUGAUGCCAAACUUGAUUUCCAGGUCAAAGUUUCAGAGCCUCCGGUGAAGAUCCUAAGAAAGGCAGAGAUUAAGACAAAUCUUAAAUCCCUGAUUUCGGAUGACAUUGUGCUGGAGUGUGAGCUCUCCAGGGCCAAUGCUGUCGCCAAAUGGUACAAGGACAACUGUCGUGUUGAGGUCGAUGAAAGGUACUGCGAAGAGGAGGAAGGCACUUUCCGUUCGUUGGUCAUUCUCAACGCUGAACUUGGAGACUCAGGAGAGUACUUCCUGGAUGUUGGAGAUGACAAUAUCAGCUUCCAGGUUAUGGUAGAAGAGCCUCCAGUGACAAUUGUGGGCAACUCAAAUGACAUUGACUACCAGGACAUGUUGGCAGGAGAGGACCUGAUUCUGGCCUGUGAAGUGUCCCGUGUCAAUGCCCCUGUCCAGUGGUACUGCAAUGACAGGCUGCUUACCAGUGAUUCACGUACCUACAUUGAAAGCUACGGCACCCUGAGGAAAAUUAUCAUCUCAAAUGUCCAACCCUCAGAUUCUGGGAAAUAUGUGUGUGAUGCCGUGGAUGACAAGAUGAUCAGCGUUGUCAAGAUUCAAGUGCCUCGAGUGGUGGAGUUCCUUACAGAGCUCCACAACACCACUGUGCUUGAAGGAGAAGAUGCCACCUUCAAGUGUGUGGUUUCCCCUGAAGAUGUCCAGUUGGUGUGGCUAAUGGACAAUGAGGCCAUCACCCUGGGCGAUCGUUUUCAGGCAAACCGGAACGGCUUAUGCCACACCCUGGUGAUCAAGAAGUGCCAGAUGUUGGACUGUUCGAAGAUUACAGCAGAGGCUGAGGGACAAAUAAGCAAAGCCAGCCUCAAAGUUCAGGAGGCUCAAGUCAUGUUUACUAAGAAAAUGGAGGCCGUCAUGGCAGAAGAGUUCGGCGAGGCCACUUUGGAGACAGAGAUCAGCCUUGAGACAGGAGAGGUUCAGUGGAUGAGGCAAGGGGUGGUCAUCCAGCCCGGUCCUCGACACACGCUGGCCCAGAAUGGCUGUACACGCAGCCUGACCAUCCAAAACCUGACACUGUCAGACCGGGGAACAUAUCGCUGCGAGACUCUGCAUGACCGGACUCAGGUCAAGCUCAAUGUAGAACCCCGCAAAAUCUCCAUCCCUAAGGGCCUCACUGACCAAGAAACCUUUGAACGAGAGACUGCCUCUUUCGAAGUGGAGCUCUCCCACACAGAUGUGGAGGGAAUUUGGCAGAAAGAUGGCAUCAGGGUGAAACCAAAUAAUCAGUGGCGAGUGAGCACCAAUGGGCGAGUCCACAGCCUCACCUUGUCCAACCUCACCCUCGAGGACACAGGCACGAUAGUAUUCUCAGCUGAAGGGGUGCGCACCACUGCCAGGCUUACUAUCAAAGAGACUCCGGUGUCUAUCCUGAGAGCUCUCACUGAUGUCCGAGUGGAGGAGGAAUUUCCCGCCACUUUGGAGUGUGAAUUCUCCAGACAAAUCAUUGAAGUCAGAUGGCUUAAGAACGGGAAGGAGCUCAAGCCGGGGAAGAACUGUCGGAUCUACUCCAUGGGCAGGAAGCGGUUCUGUCAGAUCAUGCAGUGCUCCCAGGCUGAUUCUGGGACCUACACAUGUGACACAGGGGAAAUAAGCACUUCCUGUUCACUGGAGGUUUAUGAGCAUAAGUUGGAGAUAGUGCAGGAUCUGGAGGACCUUUACAUUCAGGAGGACCAGAAUGCUGUCUUCAUGUGUGAAGUGUCUCUGGAGGAUGUUACCGGAGAGUGGUACAAAGACGGCCACAAGAUCCGGCCCACUAGCACCAUCAAGAUCCGCACUGAAGGGACCAAACACUUUCUACUGAUGUGUAACGUCAAAGCUGAAGAUGCUGGGGAAAUCCGCUUUGUAUCCAGGGAUGUUGAAUCUACAGCAUAUCUUGAAGUAGAAGAGCUCCCUGUUUCCAUUGUAAAACCCCUUCGAGAUCGGACAGCCCUGGAGAAACACCGCGUGAUCCUCGAAUGCACGGUUUCGUCGCCUCGCUGCAGCGCCACCUGGUACAAGGGCAGGGAGGAGCUGGUUCCCUCAGAUCGAGUGGAGAUGUUGGCUGACGGCUGCUCCUUGAAACUAGUGAUCCAGCAGGUGGCUAUGGAGGAUGAGGGCACCUACAGCAUUGAGGUUGGGGAGCACACAUCCAAAGCCAAACUGAUGGUGGAAGCCCAAGCCCUUGUAAUGGUCAAAGAGCUAGAGGACGAGGAGGUAACUGAGCCUGAGCCUGCAUCUUUCCAGUGUGAGGUGUCCGUCGCCAUAAACAAGCCUCCUGUUUGGACUCUGAAUGGAGAGACCCUUCAGCCAGGACCCUCUGUCCGCCUGGAAAACCACGGGACGGUCCACAAACUCAUCCUGAAAAACACCAGUGUGGACAUGAGUGGGGCUGUAAAGUUUACCAUGGGCAAGGCCAAGAGCAGUGCCACACUCAGUGUAAAGGAGAGAAAGUGACUCUGAGAGAAAGAAAGAAGAGACUGACUGCAAAAACAGGACUCGCUCAGAUCACCUGAAACUUUUCAACAUCCAUUUGUUAUGCCUGGAUGGCCUGUAUUUCCCUGAGCUCAGUUUAUUUCAAAUUGAGGGUAUUCAGUGAAAUUAGACUAAGCAUUUUAAAUCUGAGGCAUGUUACUACAGUCAAGUUUUUCUUUUUUUACAGUGUGGAUGAUAUUUGAUUAAGAUUUAUAAUUGACUUUGCAUUCUCAUUCAUAUUCUCAUUCUG